AUGGUGGACCACUCUAACACGACCAUCUCAUCAACCAGGCUCGAAGAGAACCGAACCCAUGAAACUGCCUGCUACAGUCUGCUGUGCAAUUCUCCUGACCAUCCUGAUUCUCUCCGGUCUCAUCCUCCUCCUUAUCUACCUCAGCAACCGUCCACACUCACCAUACUUCGACAUCUCAGCAGCAACCUUAAACACCGCGAACCUCGACAUGGGCUACUCUCUAAACGGAGACCUCGCCGUCGUGGUGAACUUCACAAACCCAAGCAAGAAAAGCGACGUGGACUUCAGCUACAUCAUGUUCGAGCUCUUUUUCUACAACACGCUCAUAGCGACAGAGCACAUCGAGCCGUUCAUUGUUCCAAAGGGGAUGUCGAUGUUCACGAGCUUCCAUCUAGUGAGCAGUCAGGUCACUAUUGA
This is a messenger RNA of Eruca vesicaria subsp. sativa (arugula), 417 nucleotides long. NCBI's taxonomy places the organism in Eukaryota, Viridiplantae, Streptophyta, Magnoliopsida, Brassicales, Brassicaceae. The record is from the annotation of a GenBank genome assembly.